This is a messenger RNA of Emericellopsis cladophorae, 2109 nucleotides long. Its product is annotated as GAL4. Gene Ontology annotation, biological process: positive regulation of transcription from RNA polymerase II promoter by galactose; DNA-templated transcription. NCBI's taxonomy places the organism in Eukaryota, Fungi, Ascomycota, Sordariomycetes, Hypocreales, Bionectriaceae. The coding region runs from base 1 to 2109 and encodes 702 amino acids. The record is from RefSeq and is a predicted model, not a curated record. Gene Ontology annotation, cellular component: nucleus. The transcript is spliced from 4 exons. Gene Ontology annotation, molecular function: DNA-binding transcription factor activity, RNA polymerase II-specific; zinc ion binding; RNA polymerase II cis-regulatory region sequence-specific DNA binding.
AUGCCUCGCCCCAAAGUCCACCCCUCGCAGCGUCAACGCGCCUCGGAGGCCUGCAAUGCCUGUCGCGAGGCAAAGAAGCGCUGCUCCGGCACGACACCCUGCACGCACUGUCUGCGUCGGGGCAUGGGGUCGUCCUGCGUGCUCACCCACCGUCCGCGUGGUCAUCGCUCGUCCAUGCCGGAGCCGCGCUCCAAUUCCAUCGGCCACGGCAGCCGUGACCUCAUAUCGAUACCGACAGCAGCAACUGGCGCGGUGCGACCCAAUAUUUCGGCGGAGAGGUCGUCCCUGCAGAGUCCCAUGACCACACUGCUCGGUGGAGGAGAGGAGGGUGCGACGCCCGCGGCUGUGUUCGAGCCGAUAUCACCGUCCGACUCGCGAACAACGACGGACGUGGACGGCUCACUGGCGGGACAAAGUGCCUCUGGGUUGUCUCACGUCAGCGAGGGGCCACAGACGGGUCUAGAGGCGACCAAGCCCGCAUCGCGCAUGUUGCUCAACCUCAAGGGCGAGAGGGUGUACAUUGGCGGCGGGGGCUCGCUCUCCUUCCUGCAGCUGGUGAGGGGGAUUGUGUCGGAUCAGAUUGGCCCCUCGCAGUUCUCGAGGCAGGGGAACAGCGACACCAUGCUGGAGAAGGAGAGCCCACAAGCGCACACGCGACAGCCGGGGAUCAGUGACCUGAGCCCUGAAGCCAAGCUCAUGUGCGCAGACUGUUUUUACGGCGUGACGGGCGGCCUGAUUGACGUUUUCCUCCCCAAUGAGCUGGAGGCGAUGCUCACUUCCACGACAGCGCUGCGACGACCGCAGCGCUCGAUAGCGGACCUGGUCGUGGCUAUUGGGUUACAGUGUGAAGCGUCGGGCGAUACCCACGACCGGGAAAUAUCCUGCUUUCGGGAGUCACAGGUCCAAGUGUUCUCGGGGAUGUUGGAGGACCCAGACAUUGACAUGGUCAGGACAUUCCUGAUCAUGUCCUUCUACCUGUUGGGCGAGUGUCGUCGCAACACGGCGUUCCUGUAUCUGGGCAUCGCGACGAGGGCAGCCGUGGCACUAGGCCUUCACAGUCGAGAGACCUACACGGACAUGAAUGACCCGAAGCAUCAGUUGAGGCUCCGCGUGUGGAUGAGUCUCCGUGUCCUCGACAUUGUUGUCAACUCCAUCCUGGGCCGGCCAGCGGCCACGGCGGGCGUCCACUCGGACCUACAAUCCCUCAUAGACAGCACGGUCGCAUCAUCCGACGACCGAGGCUUGAUUUGUCUCGGGGCGUCCUACCGCAUCGUGGCCUUGAUUAACAACAUUGUCGACACCAUGUACGACAAGAAGGAGAUUACCGUUCCCGCCGUCGAGGAGCAUCUGCGGCAGCUGGGACAAUGGAGCCAGGACCUGCCCGACUUUCUCCGGACAAGCCCGCAGCCAGACCAGGUGCAGGCGCCGGGCGUCAAGGACAAGGGGGCGAUUGGUCGUGUGCAUGUUUCGUGUCUGUACUACUUUGCCGUCACGAUUGUCACGAGACCGAUCCUCGUCGCCACGCUGGCGCAACAGCCCGCCAGUGGCCUUGUGCACACGCAGCUCGCGUCGGCGUGUCUCGACGCGGCCAUGUUCACGAUCCAGACGUGCUCCGGGGCACAGAAGCAUAAUCUACUGCUGGCGAAUAUGUGCAUUCUCAAAGCCAUCAUCUUCCCCGCUGGCCUCGUCCUCGGGUUUGAGAUCUUUGCAAAGGGGACGGUGGACUAUGGCAUCGAAUCCGCCUUCCACAACGCGCGCGACAUCCUCUCGUACCUGGGCCGGAAAUCACCGCAGGCAGCGCUGUACCACGACAUACUCACGUCUCUUGCGAAUGCCAUCACCGAGUACCGCCAGCGCGCGGUGGCAAAGGGGAGGAGCUCCUACGUGAGCAAGCUCUUCAACUUUGACCGCGCGCAGAGCAAUGCCCCGAUGGGUGGUGGAGAGGCCAGUACCACGUCGGUUCUGAGCGAGGGGCAGAUGGAUGGGAUCAUGGCCACGCUGUCGUUUGGGCAGAACACGCCCGUGGGCAAUGGGGAGCCGGGCGACCUGUUUAUGGACUGGGACAGUCUGGAUAUCUCGCAGUGGGAUAGCUUUCCGUACUUGUCGUGA